AUGAAAAUGCUCGAGCUUCAACAGCUUAAAGAAGAACAAGAUUUGCUAGAAAGUCAAUCGCAGAGUGUUACAUUAAUUUAUCUUAUUCCCGAUCCCCAGUUUCCACUCCAUAAUAAUAUACAUUCUUUAAUUCGGCAACAAAUUCAACAACUGAUCCAACUACCUGUUUAUCAACAAAAUACCGCAAAUAACAUUCAACAACAAUUAAACGAAACUAUUCAACCUACUACUCAAGUAUAUUCAAACAAUAAUACUUAUGAUACAACUUCAAUCUCAGUAAACGGAACUAUUUCCUAUAACAUUCAAGAUGAGGAAUUUCAGAAUUCUCCUUAA
Rhizophagus irregularis DAOM 181602=DAOM 197198 is the source of this 333-nucleotide messenger RNA. The record is from RefSeq and is a predicted model, not a curated record. Lineage: Eukaryota; Fungi; Glomeromycota; Glomeromycetes; Glomerales; Glomeraceae.